AUGACGGCAGAGGAGCCUGACAAGGGAAGGGUGGAGAAGGUGGUUGAGACUAGGCAAGAAGUAGAAGAGGCAGAAAACUUGCCUGACAGAGAUGUCGCUUCUGAGCCCACUAUCAGGGUCAGCGACCUGCCACCUCUCUUUGAUAUGAUCCGAAAAAUCACUGCCAAGGUAUUAUCAGCAACACUCCAAACGCAAAGAAAUAUUUCCGCACGUGCUGCGCAGAUGAAGGGAUAA
Messenger RNA from Cryptococcus wingfieldii CBS 7118, 234 nucleotides. RefSeq lists its product as hypothetical. The transcript has 2 exons. The record is from RefSeq and is a predicted model, not a curated record. NCBI's taxonomy places the organism in Eukaryota, Fungi, Basidiomycota, Tremellomycetes, Tremellales, Cryptococcaceae. The coding region runs from base 1 to 234 and encodes 77 amino acids.